CUAGACCUUGUCAGCGAUGCAUUAAGAGAGAUCUGGCAGCUUCGUGUACUGACGGUAUUCGUAAAAGGGCAAAAUACUUGCAAGAUUCGAAUUAUGAUGAUAAUAUUGUGGAUUCCAGUGCAUUGUUUGGGCCUGGAGGGUACCCUCCCGCAACGGGCAGUUAUGGUUUUGGUUCAGAGGCUGUGAAUCUUGAAUAUUCAAUCCUAAGCAAUAUGUUAUCCUCGGCUUCUACAGAGUCAUUAGGUCAACACUCGGGUUUUGCGGAUAUUGGAAUGAUCGAUCAAAGCUGGCAGCAACAACCUUUAUCACGCACUAGUCCUGUCAUCGUGACGCCCGGUGUCAAUGGUGAUAACACCAAUCAACGAAGAGAGAUUUCAGGAAAAAGAAAAUUACAUUCGAUUACUCCUGAAAACGUUUAUGCGAACGUAAAAAAACCAUUCUCAUACAAAGAAGGAUUUCACUAUUUAGUAAACUGGGUUAGAGAAAGGUAA
Acaulospora colombiana is the source of this 491-nucleotide messenger RNA. The record is from the annotation of a GenBank genome assembly. NCBI's taxonomy places the organism in Eukaryota, Fungi, Glomeromycota, Glomeromycetes, Diversisporales, Acaulosporaceae.